AGUGGGGUCACUGAGGAGAUGCUACAAGAUGUCACUGUCAGAUUAUGUGAUGUUCAGGAUAAAUUAAAGCAGCUGCUACCUCCUAAUGCUAUACUAGUAGGACACUCGCUAGAGAAUGACUUACUGGCUCUUAAAAUGUAUCAUCCAUUUGUCAUUGAUACGGCAAUGCUCUUUGCUCCUUUGGCCACGCCCAGGUCUAAGCCUGGAUUGAGACUCGUUGCUAAAAGGUUGCUCAAGAAGUCCAUUCAGACGAAAGAAGCUGCUGGUCACGAUCCUACAGAGGAUGCCAUGACAUGCAUGGAACUUGUUAAGAAGAAACUCCAGGAAGGAGCUGAUUGUGUUAUCGAAUGGAAAGAGUUCAAGUUGUGGCUACCUAUGCAUCUAGCAGCUAAUGGAGUCUCACACUGUGUCAUUGAUAAACAAUCAAUGGCUUCACUCUACACUGGCCGGGUUGAGAGUUCUUAUCAAGCUGUAACCAGUGAUCAAGAAGCUGUUGAUAAAGUACUUGAAUGUGCUCCAAAAAACACUUUCAUAUUCACACAAUUGCACUCAAUGGAAGUAUUGAAGAAAAGGACUACUGGUUAUACUGAGGAUGAGUUUAAAUCCACUCUCUCUGAACUGGAUAAGCUAUGCUGUGACAUAGUGUCUUCAUCCCCUCCUGAUAGUAUCAUUAUGAUUGUCUGUGGUAGUGGCCAUAUUGGGGAAGUGAGGGAACUCCAGAAGGAUUCCAGUACUAGUCUUGAGGUCCUGAAAAGUGCUGUGAUGAAGGCCAGGGAGGGUAGGGUUUUUGCAUUGUUAAAAUAGUUUCAUAUUAUUUUUAUUGA
Messenger RNA from Amphimedon queenslandica, 824 nucleotides. Its product is annotated as small RNA degrading nuclease 5-like. The transcript has a single exon. Gene Ontology annotation, molecular function: exonuclease activity; nucleic acid binding. The record is from RefSeq and is a predicted model, not a curated record. NCBI's taxonomy places the organism in Eukaryota, Metazoa, Porifera, Demospongiae, Haplosclerida, Niphatidae. Gene Ontology annotation, cellular component: nucleus. The coding region runs from base 19 to 804 and encodes 261 amino acids.